CAGAAAGCAGCUGGCCCGCUUGAGGGACCCAUGAGACGCCCUGUCUCUGCCCCGGGCAUUUGCAUCCGGAGCACCGUGCCAGGCUGGGCAACCAGGAGACCCCACUUUUGGUGACCUGGUCAGCAGCUUGACCAGGGGGACAGUUAACUGAAGCAGGAUCAAGCCUUCAUCAGCUGAAACAUCCCCCCCUUCUCCACCAGCAGGGAAGCCUGAGGGUAACGCUGACCCCGAGGUGUCCUUCCUCUGGCCAGGAUGAGAGUGACAGGCCUGAUUCGCGUCUUGGCUGUCAUCGGGACCCUGGUGGCCACGUGGCUCUUCCUCCGCAGUUACCACAACUUCAACAGGAGGAACAUCCGCCUGCCACGCUGGCUGGGCAUGGCCACCCAGGAGAUCCGAGCCCCAAAGACCAAGUGCGGGCUCAGCAAGCCCUGCCCGGACAACUUCUUUGCGUUUAAAAUCUGCAGUGGAGCCGCCAACGUCGUGGGCCCUUCCAUGUGCUUUGAAAAUGAAAUUAUCAUGAGUCCUGUGAAAAACAACGUGGGCAGAGGCCUGAACAUCGCCCUGGUGAAUGGAACCACAGGACAGGUGCUGAGGAAGGACAGUUUUGACAUGUACUCUGGAGAUGCCAACCUCCUGGUGAGAUUCCUCGCAGAAAUUCCCGAGGGCACACUGGUGCUGGUGGCCUCCUAUGAUGACCCAGGGACCAAGAUGAAUGGCCAAAUCAGGAAGGUGUUUGCCGACCUGGGGAGUUCCUACGCAGAGCAGCUGGGUUUCCGCGACAGCUGGGUCUUCCUAGGAGCCAAAGACCUCAAGGGUAAAAGCCCCUUUGAACAGUACUUAAAGAACAACCCCAACACGAACAAAUAUGAGGGGUGGCCGGAGCUGCUGGAACUGGAAGGCUGCGUGCCCCGGAAGGUAUUUUAGGGUGUCAGUGGCCCCUCCUGAUUUAGGAGCAAAAGUCCAGGGUUGCUGGAGCUGGGCCAGCAGGGAAUGGCCCAGGAAGAAGAGAAUGAACUCCCCGGAACAUCUACACGCAACGGCCAAUCAUCCCUGCCCACAGGGACUCGAGGACCCAAGAGCCUCUCACUGGCCUGAGAUACUCACUCUGCAGGCUGAGUGGCCCCCUGGGAGAACAGGUGUGUGGUCAUCAUGAACUGCCCAUGGUCAGCCCCCAGAGGGACUGGCUGCCCACACUUGAGCAAGAUUAAAUUCUAUUUUUGUUGACCUUGAA
Jaculus jaculus (lesser Egyptian jerboa) is the source of this 1231-nucleotide messenger RNA. RefSeq names its product FAM3 metabolism regulating signaling molecule D (gene Fam3d). The record is from RefSeq and is a predicted model, not a curated record. NCBI's taxonomy places the organism in Eukaryota, Metazoa, Chordata, Mammalia, Rodentia, Dipodidae. The transcript is spliced from 10 exons. Bases 253 to 924 code for a protein of 223 amino acids.